AUGUACGUAUAAACAACAGAAUUGUUGUUUUUCUUAAAUCUGAAUCUUUUUCUGCUAUAAAUACGGAUGUAUUUGACUCAAUUCCGUCGAUUAAUUUGCUUUUGUAGCGAGCUGAUUGAUUAUUGCAUAUUUUACUAUAAUACUUCGACCCCUGUUCUUGUUACAUGCAAAGACCUCAGCGGCGUUUUUUUUUCUUUCUUCUCUCCUCGUCUUCUUAUUUCUAACUUUUUCGAACUUUCUACAUAAACACCACAGAGGAAAGAGCUUUUUUUUCUUCGUCAAACGAGUGUCUUAUGUUAGAUAUCCAUAUUCCAUAUAUUACUGGUUUUAUUUUAUGUUGUAUUUUUCUUCCGAACGUCGACCCACGUCAAGCCUGAGAGAGAUGGAGAGCGAGACAGGCACCCAGACCAGCUCUCCCUCAGUCAGUCCAACACCUCCGGAUCUGACCAGUGCUCUCGACCACUCUUCCCACCUUGGCACAGUCAUCCCGAACCGCAUCUUUGUAGGAGGGAUUGAUCUCAAAACUAACGAGAAUGAUCUCAGGCGUUUUUUCUCCCACUAUGGGACAGUUAAGGAAGUGAAGAUUGUUAUUGAUCGUGCUGGAGUGUCAAAGGGGUACGGCUUUGUCACCUUUGAGACUCCAGAGGACGCACAGAAAAUUCUGCAUGAUGCCAGUGCUGGUAGGUUGUAUUUUCAAGAUAAGAGGCUAAACGUCGGACAGGCCAUUCGCAAGCAGCAAGUAGCCGUGCACUGCGAUUACACCAUGGCAAGUCCCAGCCCUCCUCUGGCUCUCCCAGUACCACUUGGCACCAUGUACCUGACCACGCCUACUGGAUAUCCCUACACCUACCACAACGGAGUGGCCUACUUCCACAACCCAGAGCUAAAUACACACCCAUCACACUGGCCUGCUUCCCACAAGGUACCCGGAUCUCCGGUCAUGGUGGCUCACUCUGCUCCUCCUUGUUAUACUCCACAAGCCUGCCCCCAACACCAGGGUCCUUCUCAGUGCGUAAACGGACACGUCCCAUGGGCUUUUCCUCAGGUAGAGUCCUCUGUCCCUUCAAACCCAAGUCCUUUGCAAUAUGUCCAGCCUGCUGAGUUCAUGUAUCACCCAGUGGAGCCGAUUGAAAAUGGGUGUUUUCAGUCAGCCGUGAUGGAAGGUGGUGUUCCUGAGGCAUAUAUGCAUCACAUGGUGCAGCCACCAUAUCAGAUUUGUUUGCAGAGCCCACUGAUUCUGCCUCAGGCUGACAGAGUGAAGGAGCCAAAGUUCCAGCCAGUGAGACGAGGUUUCUCUCACACUGCCGUCCACCUGAGACCCAGGUACAGCCGCGGCCCUCAUUACGCUCACCCGCGUAAAGACUACCGGCUUGAUCUUCACACCACGCCUCCUGCGGCAUCCUCACCUGCACAGGAUGUGCUGAAAUAGAAGGGAAUGGUCUGCUUCUUCACGUCACAGAUUGAUACACACCAGUUAAGCCAGCUUACUGUAACACCAACACACUCGACCAGACGUAAACGCCAGCCAUCGUCAGAACUAAACCUAACCUAGCCGCAUAAAAAGGAAGCCAAGAACAAACAAAACUGAAAUACACUUAUAGUAAGCUUUAAACUAAACCUGAAUACUGAAAAGCCUUAAAACAGAAAGAAAAUCGACCAAGCCAACAAACAUUAUCUUACCUAUACAAAGCAAGCCUACACAAAACCUACUCCUAUGUCUGAAGGACUUCAAACAAGUUGUAUAUUAAAAACACAAAUAAUUUUGAUUAUACCAACCUAUCACCACAUCUAAAACUAAACGUCGUGUUUAUAGUCUAAACAAAUAGACUAUAAUCUCAGCUCUCAUUAGGACAUAACUGGAGUGAACUAAACUUUACAUAACAAAGUGAACAAGCGCAAGUGGAAAUAACCCUAAACGUAUUUCCAUCGUGAUAUCUUUGAUAAGUGAGCAUCCGAUUAUUGCUCCAGAGUCUUUUUGUUCCCGUCUUUACCUCUUGCAAGAAAGUGAAAAGUUUAUCAUUUUAAAGGAGGCUUGUUUGGAAGUAUGUUGAUAUAUCCAAAGAUAUGUGGAUAUAAAUCCAGAUGACAGUCAGUGUUUUUGUAUCCAAGAUUUGUAAUUGUACUGUACAUUCUGAUUAUCAUGGCGAUGAUGAAUCUUCACUCUGGCAUAACAGUCAAGAAUUUAGAAAAUGCCCAGAAAACAAAGAUUUAAAAAAAAAAAAAAAAAAAAAAGGUUUCGAUAUGCCGCACCAUUCAUUCAAGAUUUAGUUACCAUGGAUACGAUCAUAUUGUCAGCUCAGUCAGCUGCAAGUUCUUAAGGAUCAUUUUAAUGCCCUAAAACAACAAACAUGAAGCCAAAUACAAAUCAUCUGGACGGCACGGUAUCACUACAUGCCUUACGUUAAAUCUAUUGGACAUUUAAUACAUGCCUUUAUACUUUUAUAACCAAAAGAAUGACGUCCAUACGCUCACUAUGUACUACAGUUUUUAUCAACUCUCUCAACACAAAGAUACACAGCUCUCAUUCACGUGCAGUAUAACACUGUCAUGGUGCUCCUAUGAUCAGCUUAUUCAACCAGCCACAAUUAUUUAUUUAUUUAAACAUAUCUAUAUCAGUAUAUCUGUAGUAUGUCUGUGUUCACUCAUAGUUUUAUGAGAAGCUCACUCAUUUUCCCCCACAACCUGAUUCUUCUCCACACAAGUGUUUAUUUGGCUUGAAGUUGUGUUUCUGUAUAUAGUUAUAAUAUAUGUGUGUGUGUGUGUGUGUGUAUAUAUAUAUAUACACACAUUUCUUUUAUUGUUUGUUUACUACCACUCGGACACAUGCUGUUUGGUUCAUUUAGCUUAGUGUGUACAUGUCACUCUAAGAGCGUUUUAUGACACUCACGUUUUUAUUUUCUGUUGUCUGCACAAUCUGUGCACCUGGGAAAGUGUCAUAUUUAUUAUUUUGUUAUUGUGGUUUUGUACACACACAGUGAUGUGUUGUUCUUGAAGCCAGAAAAACUAGCAAUCCUCUAUUAAAAGGGGGAUUUAUGCUUGUCAUGUACACUGUUUUUGUUGUUAGCAGUUGUUAUUACAUUUAGGGAACAGUUUGAACAGCGUUUGAUGUGUGGUUUAAUGUCUUUAUAACGAGACAUAAAUGUUUCUUGCAAAAAAAAUGUAAAUAAUUUAUAUAUAUAUAUGGAUAUAUACACCACUAUAUAUAUAUAUAUACUUAUAUAUAUAUAUAUAUAUAUAUAUAUAUAUAUAUAUAUAUAUAUAUAUAUAUAUAUAUAUACAUAUACAUACAUGCCGUUAAACUGUUUUUGAAAACUGCAUUGUUGAAGUCAAUAAAAUCAAACUGUGAUUAAGAAGUGUCUCACAAAUAUCUUAAACAUACAGUGCCUCUGUACACUUGUUUAUUAGUUAUAUAUUCACAUACUAAUGUAAAUGAUAGUUUUAUAGAAAAAAAAAAAUGGCGGGAUGGUCUUAGCUGUGAAUGUUUUAAACUUUAGUACAUUAGCAAUAACUUAGGCAGGAGUAAAGAAAACACAAGCAAAGAAAAGCAAGAAGUCAGUUAAAAACUUUGCCCCGUGAUUAUUUAGAUCAUUUAGAUUCAUGGUUACCCUGCUAAAUGUUUAUUUACUUUUAACCAUAUGACACUAAAAUGCCCUGGUAGUGUUGCUGUAACUCGACCAAUGGCAUAGCCGAGUGUGUGUGUGUGUGUGUGUGUGUGUGUGUGUGUAUGUGUAUCAGCCAGCUGAUUUCUGUGAUGCUCCUGUAAGAAGAGUUUGGCCUUUAUAAGGUCUCAUUUGAGAUGAACACAAUGAUGCAAAACAAUGUGUUACAGAUGAGGCUGUGCAUUUAUAUGGGUGAGG
This is a messenger RNA of Ictalurus punctatus (channel catfish), 3857 nucleotides long. Its product is annotated as protein boule-like. NCBI's taxonomy places the organism in Eukaryota, Metazoa, Chordata, Actinopteri, Siluriformes, Ictaluridae. The transcript has 11 exons. The record is from RefSeq and is a predicted model, not a curated record. The coding region runs from base 335 to 1429 and encodes 364 amino acids. Gene Ontology annotation, molecular function: RNA binding.